AGUGUCUGGACUGGAAGGGGGGAAAAGUGUCUGGACUGGAAGGGGGGAAAAGUGUCUGGACUGGAAGGGGGGGGGAAAAGUGUCUGGACUGGAAUGGGAAGGAAGCGUCCAGACUGGAAGGGGGGGAAAGUGUCUGGACUGGAAAGGGUGAAAGCGUCCAGACUGGAAGGGGGAAAGUGUCCGGACUGGAAGGGGGUGAAAGCGUCCAGACUGGAAGGGGGUGAAAGCGUCCGGACUGGAAGGGGGGUGAAAGCGUCCAGACUGGAAGGUGGGGAAAGUGUCCGGACUGGAAGGGGGGGAAAGUGUCCGGACUGGAAGGGGGGGAAAGUGUCCGGACUGGAAGGGGGGGAAAGUGUCCAGACUGGAAUGGGGGGGAAAGUGUUUGUACUGGAAUGGGGGGGAAGCGUCCAGACUGGAAGGGGGGGGAAGCGUCCAGACUGGAAUGAGGGGGAAACAUCCAGACUGGAAGGGGGGAAAGUGUCCAGACUGAAAUGGGGGGAAAGUGUUCGGACUGCAAUGGGGGGGAAGGUGUCGGACUGGAAUGGAGGGAAAUAGUGAGGUUUGGAGGAGACGGGAUGUGUCCGGGUUGUCAAGGUUGACAGGG
Molecule: messenger RNA, 604 nt
Organism: Staurois parvus
Lineage: Eukaryota; Metazoa; Chordata; Amphibia; Anura; Ranidae
Source: the annotation of a GenBank genome assembly